UGUAGCAGUUGUUAAAUUUUUAGACAUGUUGUUUGGUUAUGAUUCUCCAAUUUAAUAUCGUUAUUAUCAUAUUUAUAAGUAUUCUACUGCUAAUUUAAACAAUAAGAGAUAAAAACUGAAGAAUGGAAGAUAGUUUGAAAUGGAUGAUUAUUCCAGAGUGAUCUUAAUUAUUUGAUAAUUAAUAAUGCAAGUUGAGAAAAAAUUAUAUAUGAUAUAAAUUGAUAAAAAUGAUGGUGUGACAAAAAAAUGGAUUAAACAUUUUGGCGGGGACAGUUUAAUUCUUCUAUACGGCCAAGCCAAGCCAGCCAAGCAAAGAAGGAAUUGGGGGACAGCCUUAAUGGCUUAAUUGGCAGUUUCACGUGUCGUUUUGGUGGUGACUUGACAUCACCACGUGUCAUAGGCGAAGUGGUUUUAGUCCUCUGUGGAGCUGAGCUGGCUUCCACACCGGAGUGCCUGUCCCUCCAACUUUGGUCAAUUUUUUACUCUCCCCCUUCUUAUUUACUCCACUCCCUGUCCACUUAAACCUCUGCACACACAAAGCUCUCCCCCCUCCCCUCUCUCUCUCUCGAUGGCAGCGAAACAAGGCGACGAUCCAUCAGAAGCACCCCUGAAAUACCAGACGUGGGUUUUGAAAGUCGCUAUCCACUGCGAAGGCUGCAAGAAGAAAGUCAAGAAAAUUCUUCAGAACAUUGAUGGUGUUUAUACCACAGUGAUUGAUUCCCAGCAACAAAAAGUUACGGUGACUGGAAAUGUGGCCGCGGAGACUUUGAUCAAAAAGCUGUUAAAAAAUGGGAAACCCGUGGAACUUUGGCCGGAAAAUAAGCCGAAAAAAUCAGGAAAAUCAAAAAACAAGAAGCAGCAAAACGGCCCUGAUGGUAGUGGAAAGGUUAGUGACGAAGGUGAACAGAAGAAUUUAGAAGAGAAAACUGAAAACCCCGAUGAAAUCGGCGGCGAACAGUCACCGGAGGAUGAUGAAGAAGGUGGUGACAUUGAGGCGGCUGCUGCUGAUCAGAAUAUUGGCAUUGGCGGCGGCGGCAAUGGAGGGAAAAAGAAGAAGAAGAAAAAGAAGGGUAAAAAUGGUAAUACAAAUGGUGAAAAUGGCGGCGGUGCAGUAACCGCCGCCGGAUUUUCUACAGCUACUGAGGAUGUUGUGGACCCACCUAUUGGGUCCUUAAAUCUAGGUCCUCUAUCUCAGCUCAUUAACCACCCUUACAUUCCUCCACUUCCAGCUUAUGGACUGAGCUACAACACUUCGUAUCCCAGUACUGGAUCAUCUUACUAUGUCCCUCCGCCGCCACCGCCACCGCCGCUGCCGCACGCAUACACGCACUCACGUGUACAAUAUUAUCCACCACCUCCGCCGGCUGUUCCAAUUCAUGCAUUCUGCAAUGACAACGAUGACGGCUUCAUAGAUGAAGACGAGGGUGGAUGCUCAAUCAUGUGACAAAAAAUUGUAAGGUGCAUACAUAGAUUAUAUUACUAUAAAAAAAUGCUUAGACAUCCUAAUAAAUUGUAUAUUAAAUUAUUAAUUACUCGCGGUGGGUAUGAUGAUUACACCUAAUUAUGAGUAAUUAAUAAUUUAAUUUUUAAAUUAUUAGGAGUUUGUAGGGUGAUUUUGUUAUUAUAUAUUACUAGUUGUAACCUCGUUUUAUGCAUGAAAUGCGAAAAAAUUAAUAACAUAAUUUUUAUA
Molecule: messenger RNA, 1690 nt
Organism: Camellia sinensis
Lineage: Eukaryota; Viridiplantae; Streptophyta; Magnoliopsida; Ericales; Theaceae
Molecular function (GO): metal ion binding
Source: RefSeq, a predicted model, not a curated record